Molecule: messenger RNA, 1267 nt
Organism: Mytilinidion resinicola
Lineage: Eukaryota; Fungi; Ascomycota; Dothideomycetes; Mytilinidiales; Mytilinidiaceae
Product: mitochondrial carrier
Exons: 4
Coding region: 198-1106 (302 amino acids)
Biological process (GO): transmembrane transport
Molecular function (GO): transmembrane transporter activity
Source: RefSeq, a predicted model, not a curated record
UGUGGACCGAAGCGUAGUUGAAGAAGACAAGUAGGGACGGAAACACAUACCGGUCUCAGGAACCCAUCUGGCGUCCUCUCAAACCCCAAUUGCAUUCCAUCUGAUCCCCACCCAAACCCCACCAUCAACGGACCCCUCCCCCAGAUGAUCCCCGCUACACCACCACACUCCACCAACCCAGAAUCCUUGGGUGGGCCAUGUCCGCCGACUUCUGGGCCGGCUACGUGAGCGGCGCUGCCGGCAUCCUCAUCGGCAACCCGCUGGACCUGGUAAAGACGCGCCUGCAAGCCGGAACAUCCAGCCCAAGCCCAGACGCCUCGACCCCGGCGCGAAGCUUCAGAAGCAACUUCGAUCAUGCCGGCACCCUUGUGAAAGGUGCCACCGCUCCAAUCAUAGGCUACGGCGCCCUCAAUGCCAUUCUCUUCGUCACCUACAACCGCAGUCUGAAACUCUUUGGCGAUGACCCUGCCGUGCCAUUGAACCUCUACAAAGUAUGGGGUGCAGGCGCUAUUGGCGGUCUAGCAACCUUCGUUGUCUCGGCGCCGACCGAGUUGGUGAAAUGCAGAGCUCAGGUCUCCCUUACCUCAACUAGCUCGUGGGCAGUUGCAAGAGAUACGUGGAAGCAAGAAGGGAUUAGAGGGCUCUACCAUGGCGGAGCAAUCACUAGCGUGAGGGACGCUGUUGGUUACGGGUUCUACUUCUGGUCGUAUGAGCAAGCCAAACGCGUGACGCUCUCUCCUCAGGAUUCAGAUAGUCAGACGGCACUGAAGGUCAUGCUCUGUGGUGGAUUGGCCGGAGUCGUGACUUGGGCUUCCAUCUUCCCGCUUGACGUGGUGAAGACAAGAGUUCAGACUCAAGUGACAGGCGUUCCCCUUUCGACAGGCCCAGAAGAGGAGCAACGGUUGCUCGGGAGAGAUGUAGAGGCAUCUAAAGCAGAAAGUCAGAGACUAGGAUCGAUGCAAAUAGCCAGACGGGCGUAUCAAACCGAAGGACUGUCAGUCUUCUUCCGCGGGUUGGGGAUUUGCAGCCUUCGAGCGUUUGUGGUGAAUGCCGUGCAGUGGGCAGUCUAUGAGUGGAUGAUGCAGCUGCUUACGCGGAAGGACUAGCGAGGAAAAUCACAUUCACCAUAGAUCAAAAUCAAAUAGUAUGAAAACCGUUAAACCCAACUCCAUUGACUGGUCAAAAGAGCCAGAAGACCGGUGUUGCAUUUUAACAGUACAUAAGACUUUUGUGUCUGAGUGGAGGAAAGAAAUUGACAGGGUAAACC